AUGUGGAUGGCGAAGAACAAUAACGUAGGACCCAAGGAAGGAGGAGGAACAAAUGGAAUUGUGGCUGUUGCUAUAGACAAAGACAAAAGCAGCCAACAUGCUCUUAAAUGGGCGGUUGAUCAUUUGUUGCAGAGAGGCCAAUCCGUCAUUCUUGUCCAUGUCAAGCUUCGACCUUCCCCUUUAACCAAUAGCCCUUCUCUUCAUGCUUCCUCUGCAAAGCUGAGCCAAGAUAGUUCAUUGGUUUGUAGAGAUCCUGAAGGGGCUUCCAAGGAGUUAUUCCUUCCUUUUCGUUGCUUCUGCACGCGCAAAGAUAUUCAAUGCCAAGAUGUGUUGCUUGAGGAGUUUGAUGUAGCCAAAGCAUUAGUCGAAUAUGCAAACCAGGCCGCUAUUGAGGUUUUGGUGGUUGGUUCCUCCUCCAAAGGUGGCUUUCUCAGGUUCAACAAGCCUACAGAUAUUCCCGGGGCGAUAUCGAAAAACGCACCUGAUUUCUGCACGGUUUAUGUCAUAUCCAAAGGAAAGAUUUCAACAAUGAGAUCUGCUUCUCGCUCUGCACCAAUGAAUGCUCCUCUACGCAGUCCGGUUCAACCACCUAGCUUAAAGCCACCUCAACCUGUGCCUUCUACUUCCACUAACAUGCGAGCUGAGAGACGGUCUUUCGAGACUCAACAACGAAGGUCUAUCGAGGAUCAGCAACGCAGGUCGAUGGAGGAUCAGCAACGCAGGUCGAUGGAGGAUCAAUCAGAGUCAUUCAGAUCUCCUUUUACUAGAAGAGGCAAUGGGAGAUCAUACGGAGAUUUAUCUGUUCCGGAAUCAGACAUAUCCUUUGUCAGUUCCGGAAGACCAAGCAUUGACCGUAUCUUCCCUAAUCUGUAUGACAAUAAUAAUGAUCCAAACCGAACACCGCCUAGGCUGUCGAAUAUCUCAGAUAUGGACUCUGGUCCUAGCUUUGAGUCCUCCAACUAUGGAAGGAGAUCAGUGGAUAUAUGCUCACCUACUGAUUUUUCAACAGGCUCCUUUGAGAGCGAAAGAUUUUCAUCCGCCUCAGCAAUGGAUGAUGUAGAGGCUGAGAUGAGGAGGCUUAAAUUGGAGUUGAAGCAGACUAUGGAAAUGUACAGUACAGCUUGCAAAGAAGCACUAACAGCAAAACAGAAGGCGACAGAGCUUCAGCGUUGGAAGCUAGAAGAAGAGAGGAAACUAGAAGAGGCAAGACUUGCAGAAGAAGCAGCAUUGGCCAUUGCAGAGAAAGAGAAAGCAAAGUCCAAAGCAGCUAUGGAGGCAGCUGAAGCAGCACAAAGGAUUGCUGAAUUAGAGGCAAAGAAGAGAGUUAACGCGGAAAUGAAAGCUCUCAAGGAGUCUGAGGAGAAGACAAAGGCCCUUACCGCUUUAGCAAACUCAGAUGUAAGGUAUCGAAAGUACUCCAUUGAAGAGAUUGAGCGUGCCACGGAGUAUUUUGCUGAGAAAUACAAGAUUGGAGAAGGUGGUUACGGACCUGUCUACAAAUGUUAUCUUGAUCACACUCCAGUAGCUGUCAAAGUUCUUCGUCCAGAUGCAGCUCAAGGAAGAUCUCAGUUUCAACAAGAGGUUGAGGUAUUGAGCUGCAUUAGGCAUCCUAACAUGGUUCUACUUCUUGGAGCUUGCCCUGAAUGUGGAUGCUUAGUAUACGAGUUCAUGGCCAACGGGAGCUUAGAAGACCGCCUUUUCAGAUUAGGAAAUAGCCCGCCUCUCUCGUGGCAGACGAGGUUCAGAAUCGCUGCAGAGAUCGGUACUGGACUAUUGUUCUUACACCAGGCCAAACCUGAGCCUCUGGUUCACCGUGAUCUUAAACCGGGAAACAUCUUGCUAGACCGUAACUUUGUCAGCAAGAUAUCUGAUGUUGGUUUAGCCAGAUUAGUUCCUCCAUCAGUAGCAGACACGGUGACACAAUACCGGAUGACUUCAACCGCUGGCACGUUCUGUUACAUCGACCCAGAGUAUCAACAAACAGGAAUGUUGGGUGUGAAAUCUGAUAUUUACUCGCUCGGCAUUAUAUUUCUGCAGUUAAUAACAGCAAAACCACCAAUGGGUCUCACUCAUUAUGUCGAAAGAGCACUCGAGAAAGGGACUUUGGCAGAUUUACUCGAUCCAGCUGUGCCUGAUUGGCCAGUUGAGGAUACCGCAGAGUUUGCUAAGUUAGCUCUGAAAUGCGCAGAGCUAAGGCGAAAAGACAGACCUGAUCUUGCUAAAUUUAUAUUGCCAGAGCUAAACAGAUUAAGAACACUUGCUGAAGAAGCAACACAUUCUGUGAUAGCAAUCAGUAGUCCAGUACCAUCCCCAACCGGAAGCCAACCUCCCUUGAAACUGGAACAGAUGAGUGGUGCUUCUAUCUCCGUGCCUCAGUGA
Molecule: messenger RNA, 2379 nt
Organism: Arabis nemorensis
Lineage: Eukaryota; Viridiplantae; Streptophyta; Magnoliopsida; Brassicales; Brassicaceae
Source: the annotation of a GenBank genome assembly